AUGCGUUUGACCCCAGCGAAUCUUCGGCAUCCACGUGCAACUGUUGAGGCAAUAUGGCUGGGUCGUAUGUGCUACGAGAAGGCUUUAAAUAUACAGCACGAAUAUGUCCGGAAGAUUAUUGAAAUCAAGGAGCACAACCUCAACGAGCCAAUAAAAAAUCGUUUAUUUCUAUUGGAACACACACCAGUUUAUACGGUUGGAUUAAGAAGCCACAUGUAUUCUAUGAAAGAAGAACUUCGAUUGAGGGCACUCGGAGCAGAUUUCUUUAGGACUGAUCGAGGUGGUUUGAUAACGUUUCAUGGUCCAGGACAGCUGGUAGCCUAUCCAAUUAUGGACCUGUCGACAUUAUCAGUCUCGUCACCAGAUGAGAAGACUCGACGUGUUGGCGUCAGACGAUACGUUCAUUUGAUUGAGGAGACUAUUAUUCGAACGGUUGAUAAGCUCGGAGUCAAAGGAGCUCAUCGAUCCCCUGAUACUGGUGUUUGGCUUGGCAAUGGAACACGAAAAAUUGCGGCAAUUGGCAUAAACGUACGACGAGGCAUAACGAGUCAUGGUCUUGCGUUGAACUGUGAUACAGAUUUGAAUUGGUUUGCGCAGAUAGUACCAUGUGGACUGGUUGGUAAAGAAGUAACGUCAUUAUCGAAAGAACUGGGCAAAGAUGUGGGCAUCGUAGAGGCAAUCAAGCCACUUUGUGAGCAGUUCGCUGAGGUGUUCCAAUGUGAUUUGGUAUACGAUGAAGAUUUUUGUUCUGAAGUUGAAUCUGCAGCCAAGCGAAAGGCUUUAUAUAGGAAGAUAAAGGAAAAUAUUUCAUCAUUUUUCAAACUGGAUGAUUCUAAAGGUAGUUAG
Molecule: messenger RNA, 846 nt
Organism: Anisakis simplex (herring worm)
Lineage: Eukaryota; Metazoa; Nematoda; Chromadorea; Rhabditida; Anisakidae
Source: the annotation of a GenBank genome assembly